Messenger RNA from Camellia sinensis, 2157 nucleotides. Its product is annotated as serine/threonine-protein kinase BSK5. Gene Ontology annotation, biological process: brassinosteroid mediated signaling pathway; protein phosphorylation. The record is from RefSeq and is a predicted model, not a curated record. Gene Ontology annotation, molecular function: protein binding; protein kinase activity; ATP binding. NCBI's taxonomy places the organism in Eukaryota, Viridiplantae, Streptophyta, Magnoliopsida, Ericales, Theaceae.
CAGAGACUAGAGAGAGGGAGAGCACAAAAGUGGAAUGAUGAUGAGGACGUUGAAACGCAGGAAAAGCACAAAGCUGAAACCAGAAAGCAGAGAAAGAGAAAGUGUGAAAAGGCCCUUUGCAUUUUGCAACAUCACACACACGCAUGUAGUGAGAGAGAGAGAGAGAGAGACUCAAUCCUUCGUUUCUGUAUAUAUAUAUGAUUUGCAAUAGCAGAGAGAGAAAAGGGGUUAAAAAUCCUUGGAUCCACAAAUCUUCUCUGUAGCUCUUCCAUACAAACACAAACACACACUCUCUCUCUCUCUGAGCUAGCUAUCAUUCCCACUUUUUCUCUCCUUUUUUUUUUCUUCCCUCACAAACUGAAGCUUGACAGCUCUUCUUAGCCUUUGUCUCACUGUGUGUUUCACAACCAAUGCUCUUAUUUUGAUCUCUCUCUGUCUCUCUCCCCUCCGUCUCCGCCGCAAUGGGUGCCCGUUGCUCCAAGUUCUCUCUCUGCUGGUGGCACUCUCACCUCAAACCCACCGUUCUCGAAUCCACUGAUCUCGAAAAUGGGGAUAAAAAUGACCGACACUCAUUACCUAGCUUCAGUGAGUUCAGCUUAGAAGAGCUCAAAGCUGCGACAAAUGGGUUUUCUUCGGAGAACAUUGUAUCAGAACAUGGAGAGAAAGCCCCAAACGUUGUUUACAGAGGAAACCUCGAUAACGAUCGGUGGAUCGCCGUUAAGCGGUUCCACAAGACUGCUUGGCCUGAUUCUCGCCAAUUCAUUGAGGAAGCAAGAUCUGUGGGGAGUCUGAGGAGUGAGAGAUUGGCCAAUCUGAUUGGAUGUUGCUAUGAAGGGGAUGAGAGAUUGCUUGUUGCUGAGUUUAUGCCCCAUGAAACACUUGCCAAGCAUCUCUUCCACUGGGAGAACCAGCCCAUGAAAUGGGCAAUGAGAUUGAGGGUGGCCUUGUACUUGGCACAAGCUCUGGAAUAUUGCAGUAGUAAAGGGCGCGCCCUGUAUCACGAUCUGAACGCUUACAGAAUCUUGUUUGAUAAGGAUGGCAAUCCUAGGCUAUCUUGCUUUGGCCUCAUGAAGAACAGCAGAGAUGGCAAGAGUUAUAGUACAAACUUGGCUUUUACCCCUCCAGAGUACCUGAGAACAGGAAGAGUGACUCCAGAAAGUGUAGUUUACAGCUUCGGAACCCUGCUUCUAGAUCUUCUGAGUGGCAAACAUAUUCCCCCAAGCCAUGCACUUGACCUGAUUCGUGGCAAGAAUUUCACUAUGCUGAUGGAUUCUUGUUUGGAGGGUCAUUUCACAAAUGAUGAUGAAACUGAACUGGUGCGGUUAGCUUCCCGUUGUUUGCAGUAUGAAGCUCGUGAGAGGCCCAAUGCAAAAUCCCUUGUUGUUGCUCUUAUGUCUCUUCAGAAAGAAUCAGAGGUUCCAUCAUAUGUUUUGAUGAGUAUCCCGCAUGGAACUGCCUCAAAACAGCCAUUGCUACUGACACCAUUGGGUGAAGCUUGCUUGCGAACGGAUCUCACUGCCAUACACGAAAUAUUGGAGAAGAUUGGAUACAAGGAUGAUGAGGGGAUUGCAAAUGAGCUUUCUUUUCAAAUGUGGACAAAUCAAAUGCAGGAGACCUUGAAUUCUAAGAAGCAAGGAGAUGCUGCUUUUCGAGCCAAGGACUUUGCAACUGCCAUUGAUUGCUACACGCAAUUCAUUGAUGGUGGCACCAUGGUAUCGCCAACCGUGUUUGCUAGGCGCUGCUUGUCUUUCCUAAUGAGUGACAUGCCACAAGAAGCUCUCGGAGACGCUAUGCAAGCCCAGACAGUGUCACCUGAGUGGCCCACCGCUUCCUACCUUCAGGCGGCUGCCCUCUUCAGCCUUGGGAUGGAUACUGAUGCUCAAGAAUCACUCAAAGAGGGCACAAACUUAGAAGCCAAGAGGAACAAAAAUUGAAUGUGUAUAGGUUGUUCUUUCAUUUUCUUUAUUUUUUGAUAAUCUUUUGCUCUAGUUUCUUGUAUCUAUCCUAAGUUUUCUUUUGCCAUUUUGGUUUUCUUGAUACAUCAAAAGAUAUUUAUUGUUUGGCCUUGAUUUUAAUUCCUUCAGCUCUCUUGAUCUGAGUGUCUGUUUUUAUGCACUACUGCAAUUAUAAGAAUCACAUUUUUCAUCUCUUCCUCAA